AUGGGCAAGCGACAACGCCGGGUGCUGUUUGCCACCGACGUCACCGAGCACUCCGAGCCGGCUCGUGACGAAGCGCCAGCAGCAGACGUGCUGGAUGCUCCCGCCGAUGGCGACGACGAUGUCCCUUCGUCCGACGACGGCGAAGUUGACGACGACGACGACGCCGACGUCGCCGCGCCCCCUGCCAAGCGCCGUCCUCACCACAAGCUCGAGGCGCUGGCCCUCGCGUUAGCCCGGGAAACCGCCGAGGUAUUCAAGUCCAACAUCUUCAAGCUCCAGACCGAUGAGCUCUUGCAGGAGCUUGCCAUCAAGCCGCUGCACGUAGCCCUCGUCGAGAAGGUGUUGCACCGGCUCCACGAAGUGAUCCAGGCGGUGCCCGACCUGGAGGCGUUGCUGGUGAGCAGCGCCGAGCUGUUCCUGGACCAGGUGUCGGUGCCGUGGCCCGAGCCGAAGCCGACGCUGACCAACUACACUUUCCAAUACAAGAAGCCGGAGCUGGUGGACCUUGUGGGGCUGUUUGGCCUUAAAGCGGGGACGCUGAUGCUGCGCCUGAUCGACUUGUGUGUGACGAUGCCGUCGGAAUUGUUCCAGGCUAAAGACUACCUCAACUACCGUGCCCUUUACAAGCGGUGUUUCUACGUCGCCUGGCUCGCCCACCACAUGGCCAAGCUCGCCAACAAGCACCAUCUCCCCGUGAAGAUUUCCUACCACUUGAUUGGCGGCGACGUGCUUAACCCCGGUCUCAAAAUCGAGCUGGUGACCACCGACGACGCCAAAAACCUCCACUUCGCGAAGACUAAGUUUUGGGUGCAGGUGAUGGUAGCGCUUCCCAUGCACAUGUUUGAAGGCAAAAAGCUUUUACCGGAUAAGAACUGUAUCCGUAUCCAAGCGCUGAGCGAGUCUCUCCCCCCUACUCCCCUAUACAACGCGCUGGUGGUGUCGCUGACUACCCCUACCCACUACUUGAGAUGGAUCUACACCACCAAGAAACAGUGUGAUGGGUUUAAGGAUGCCCUCAUGCUUGGGCGUACCUGGUUGGCUAAGCGUGGGUUCAGCGGUAACAUCACUAAAGGCGGGUUCGGCUCUUUCGAGUGGCUGGUGCUUAUGGCGGCUCUUCUCGCCGGCGGGAGUCCCGAUGGCCUGAAGCAGUUGCUACACGGGUUCUCGCUGUACCAAUUAUUCAAAGGUACCAUCAAAUACCUCGCGGAAGUCGACCUCUUAAACGACGGCUACCUCCUGUUCACGCUGGAGUUGGGGCUGACGCUGCUGCUGCGAUACAAGGCCGAAGGGUUCCGCACCCCCACCAUCUUUGACAAACACGCCAAACUCAACGUGUUGUGGAAGAUGACCCCCGACAGCUACCUCGAGCUCCGCGAAUACGCCCGCGAGCUGUUGGCGCUCUUGAACGAUGUGGUGCGCGACCGUUUCGACGCCCUCAUGCUUCAAGGUACCCUGCUGAAGCCGGCCACUAUGCAAUUCGACAUGGUAUUGGCGAUGGACCCCACACCCGUCGCUGCCGACAUCGCGUUUGGCCCCUUGGAGAAGAUCUCUUACAUUACCUUUGACAACUACUUGCGCCACCGGGUCGGCGCCGUGUUGAGAGCGGCGUUGGGUAGCCGAGUGACGCUGAUGGCCAUCGAACUGACGCUGCCACAAUCCUGGCUGUUACUGAAGCGCAAACCGGCGCUCGGUAACGGCCACUACUCUAUCUGUUUACGGUUGAAUGCCGACGAAUACGCCAAGCAAGUGACUAAAGGGCCCACCAGUGCUGACCUGGAAGACGACCAAUCUAAAUUCAGAGGGUUCUGGGGGUCAAAGGCGCUGUUGAGACGGUUCAAAGACGGUGUUAUCCAGCACUGUGUCGUGUGGAACGGCACCGAUAAGGAACCCGUUGUUGUGCAAAUUGCUAAAUACGUUUUGAACCAACAUGUCGCCGACGGUCUUGGCGAACACGUGGCUUUACAGGGCUGGGAUAUCUUGAAACAAUUACCCAAGCUGACGCUGGCUCCCGGAGCCGGGUGGGCGGCGCUUAGACUGCUGUUCGACGAAUUGGCUCGCGCAGUGGUGGGCCUUGACCUCCCGUUGCGUGUGAAGCUGGUGCUUCCUGCCAGUUCUGGACUUAGACAAACUCUGGUCCUCGAGCCGGUACCCUUCGCGGUGGCGCUGCCGGACUACUGGAACGAUGCCGUCGUCCAGUUCGAAUACCUGACGAGAUGGCCCGACGAGCUCGUGGCGUUGGAAAAGACGAAGGCAGCGCUUUUGCUCAAGAUGAAGGCGAUGCUUGAAGACACCGGCAACUGGCGCGGGGCGAUGGUUGAAGACGACGAGCUGAUCCCGUUCGUCACCCAGACGAUUUUGCAGAUGGCUCUGGUUAAAACCGGCUACGGGUUUGCCUUACGCGUGGUCACAGAACGUGACGAAACCAUGUACUUGAGAGCCGUGCAACAUGGUGGGGCCUCGCUCAAACACGUGCUCCAGGACGUGUACCUCAAAUUCUACCGCCAAGCGGUGGCUAAGGUCAAACACACCCGUACCGUCGGCGGGUUAGUGACGGCGUUCCCCGCAUUCAGCGAGACCUGUCGCAUCAUCAAGCGCUGGUUCGACGCCCACUUACUUUUGCUGCACUUUGGCGACGAGCUCAUUGAACUUCUCGUGCUCAAAGUGUUUACUGACCCGGCUCCCUUCGCUGCGCCUCACCUGGCACCGAGCGCCGUGCUCCAAGUGCUUCAGUUUUUGGCCACAUGGAACUGGAAGGAGAGCCCGCUCAUCCUCGACUUGGUGCGUGACGCCAACGAGCGUGACGACGGUUUACUGGAACGACUCACCGUGAGUCUGUAUAAGGUGAUCGAAGACAACUUUGCCAAGAUCCGCGCCCUGGACCCACUGGCAUUGAAGACCCAGCUCUUCGUGGGGCUGAAGGACGACCCGCUGGGCAUCUUGUGGCUGCAUGACGUGCUGUUGCCGAUGGCGCUGCGGAUGACGGCGCUUGCCCGGGCAGCGCUCCAGGCCUCUUCGGAACAAGCUAUGUUCACUCCGGUGCUUGGCGAUUACGACUUCGUCCUCCACUUGGACAAGUCGCUGGCGCCGCUGGCCCCGCUUUCAGGGGUGAUGCCGCCGCUGGCAUUCAAGAACUUGCUGAACAUCCCGCAGAGCUUGCCUGGCGACUUCUCGCAGCCUCACAACUUGCAUUGGCUCUUAUUCGACGACUUGGAGCGUCGCUUUGGCCAAGUGGUGCUUUUCUCCACUGCCAAGUACCAAGUUGCCGGUGGCGCUGCCGUGGUGGCGGGGAUCUUUGUGCCUGCUUACUUGGCUAAGCGUCGCUUCAAGCCUACGCUUGGCUUUGACAUUAAGCCCGCUGGGGGCGACGAAGUGGAGUUGAACCGUGACGGCGUGAUGGCGCAGGUGAAGCGGUUAGGGGGAGAAUUGGUGUCGCGUAUCGACGUGAAAAACUAG
Diutina rugosa is the source of this 3453-nucleotide messenger RNA. It is a transcript of the gene UTP22, whose product is annotated as rRNA-processing protein. Lineage: Eukaryota; Fungi; Ascomycota; Pichiomycetes; Serinales; Debaryomycetaceae. The transcript has a single exon. The record is from RefSeq and is a predicted model, not a curated record. Gene Ontology annotation, cellular component: small-subunit processome; CURI complex; UTP-C complex. Gene Ontology annotation, biological process: tRNA export from nucleus; rRNA processing. Bases 1 to 3453 code for a protein of 1150 amino acids.